Molecule: messenger RNA, 1411 nt
Organism: Daldinia caldariorum
Lineage: Eukaryota; Fungi; Ascomycota; Sordariomycetes; Xylariales; Hypoxylaceae
Product: 3-beta-hydroxysteroid dehydrogenase
Exons: 3
Coding region: 119-994 (291 amino acids)
Cellular component (GO): cytoplasm
Molecular function (GO): oxidoreductase activity, acting on the CH-OH group of donors, NAD or NADP as acceptor
Source: RefSeq, a predicted model, not a curated record
CUACCUAACUGGGUAUACUGUCAAUACUGAUACUAAAGACCUUUGAAGAAUUUAUUAGGAGGUAGUCAAUUUGAAUUAUACUAAUAAAUAUAUUCAUUUCAAGCAUGAUACGGCGACAAUGUCAAAUUCCAAAGUAGCCAUCAUAACUGGCGGUGCCUCAGGACUGGGAUUGGCUACUGCCAGAUCUUUAUCUCAGAAGGGUUGGCAUGUACAUGUCUUCGACUUGAGCGUAACUGACGAUGAUUCCGUAAAGUCUGAAAUAAACAGAUGCGCUUUCCAUAAAGUGGAUGUCACCUCUUGGGAUUCGCUAUCAUCCGCAUUCGAUGCCGUCUUCAAAGCCGAAGGUCGGCUUGACUUCGUUUUUGCAAACGCCGGUGUCAUGGAAAAGGGAAAUUUCUUCGAAAGGCAUAAUCCAUCCUUACCUCCACCAGAACCAGAAGAGCUAUCUGUCGGUGUCAAUUUAAAAGGAGCGGUCAAAACAAGCUAUCUUGCCCAGCAUUACUUCAGAGCCAAUGCGAUCAGUACCGAUGACUGCGUGCUCAUUAUGACAUCUAGCAUAGCUGGCAUAUACCCUCAAUCCAUCACCCCUCUUUAUUCGGCAACCAAAGCGGGUAUAGUGAAUUUUAUGCGCUCGAUAGCUCCUAUCUUCUACCAGGAAGACGGUAUAAGAACCUACGCCAUCUGUCCCGGGUCGGUGCGAACAAACCUACUACCUACAGAGCUAUGGGACGCGUAUCCGCAGAAAUACCUAACUCAGAUGCAACAAGUGACCUCCACCGUCGAGUCGCUUGUUUACGGUAAGAGCUUCGAGGAUUCUUGGGGUCAGAAGUUUGACAAAUCAACGGUUGGUCUUGUCGUUGAAAUCUUUGUCGACGAUGUGUAUUUUAGGGGUCCGCCGAGUCCUUGCAACGAUGACAUGAAAUUUAUAUUGGAACUUAUGCACCCAACGAAGGAGGAAAAUGUAAGCGAGAAAGGGACGGAAGCCCAGAGUUAACUAGACAUCUGGAAAACUACUAGAUCCAGGAAAAUAUUAUCAUUCAUACCAGAACCUUAGAAAUGGUAGUAAUACCGACUAUUGACUUCGAAUAUGUAUAGGGGUAAGGGUGUUUCUAAAUCUCGGAGGCAGCCCAUGCUACCACCUACUCAACCUUAGGUAAUUACCAUGUCCCAGGCAGCACUAGACUUAGAAUAUACAUAGCCUUUGGGGGUGAGAUUGCCAUUCACGCUUUCCGGGGGCACAUUAGCUGUAGUACGCGCAUAUGUCCCUCUUACAAGUGAGUGAAGCUUCAGUGCCAGCCUCCGAUUUUACCUCUAGUGGCUGGAAACAGAACUGCACGGGUAGCAUCAAUAAACCUCCGGAUGCCUCCCAAGAAGUACUCCUAAUAGCCAUACCGUAGAAAGAACCCUAGGA